GUGUUAUUUGGCUUCAUUUUGCCCGGAGUUCAACAAGGAAAAGUGAUUCACUAUUGUCGAGUAGUGGAAUUUGUUUACAUUUUUAACAUUUUCAUUAAUCUAACACAUAGUUAUUGUUUAAAGUUUAUUCUUUCGUUUUAGAAAAGUGUUGUUGUAUGUCACAACUUUCUCUGAAUGUUCUUUGGUCUUCAAAUUUACUGAUUGCUGUGUAAAACUGGAAAUUAAUUAUGAGGGGUGUUCUCAAAGACGGUGAUGUGUUUCUAUAACAAUGGCAAACAUGAAGAAUCAAAAUGUCAGUGGAUAUCCUUUACAGGGCCAAGAGAAUGUUUUUGUAGGAUAUGGUAAACAUCAGUUAAAUGUCAGUGUAUCGGAAAAUAAACCACCUAUACCAGUUGGAAUGAAUAACGCAACAUCUCAUAUGUUAAAAAUGUUUGAUAAUAAUGUUAAUCAGAUGCUGCAUGUGCAGCCACAACCACAGCUACAGACUAUACAAGGUCGUGAGAUCAUGAUCGGCGGACAGAAACAUGCUGGGCCAGGUAUUACAAGUCAAAUUCAUAGCCAGGGCAGUUUUAUUACAAUCAACGGAACUCACAAUCCAAUUAAUGGUGGUUCAGAAUAUUCAAGUCCGAGGUCAAGUGUAGGAAGUGCCGGAGAUUCUAAGAAUUCAAGUCCUCGAUCAAGUUUAAUACAUCCUUCACAACAGGCACCACCACCCCCAUAUGAUGCAAGAUUUAGGAAUAGUAUUGCUAGCAAUUUGUCUAGUAUAAGUCUUGAUUCAAAUAGGAGUUCUCCAAGAACAAGUUUAGCUGGAGGAAUUAUAUAUGACAGAUUUCCAAGUCCGAGAAACUCUGUUGUUUUUCCACAAGAUGGCGGAAAUAUUAAUAUGAAUAUUACUCAUCAAAGUUUAACUAAUCGCAAUAGAUUUAAUGAAGCAGCGCCACCAUUUCAGAGUUACAUUGUGCGUCCUCCAGUUAUGAAUGGUCAGAUAUUAAUAAAUCCAGCUGCAGGAACAGUUAAUGUUCAUCAUGUUCCAAUCACCCAGAAUGGGAAUGUUCAAGCUAUGGUAGCAAAUACCACCCAUCUAAAAUCAAGGACUAAUACGUCUCAAGUGUCUCCACCUCCUGCAAUUCCAGCCAGAGUGCCAAAAAAUCAACCCGGAAUUCCACAGUCUCAGUCAGAGUCAGAAAUAGCUGCUCUGACGAAAAAGCUAGAGCAGGAUCUGCUUAUUUCAAUGAGCCCAUCUUCAUCCCCACUUCCCCGUGAACCUCCACCCCCAUAUCAUGGGCCGCAUAAAACCGAACCUAUGCCAGGUCUUCCACCGAGAAAUACAACACCUAGUUCGGCAAAUCGUACAAAUACACAAGUUCACAUAGUUGGCGGAAAUGUCCCAAGGACACAGUCCUCAUCAUCAGUGCAUCCAUCAGUUGUUAGUAAAUUGCAGUAUCAAGUAACACCACCAAAACCAAAGGGACCAACAGAGGCAGAGCUGAAGUUAAAUGCUCUAACACAACAACUUGAAGAUGAAAUGGAAUCAUCUGCCCAAGGGGAAUAUUUUGGUCAGUGUUUCAAGUGUUCAGAAAAAGUAACGGGUGCCAAUGAUGCCUGCCAAGCCAUGGGGCAUAUAUACCACACAAAGUGUUUCACUUGCUGUUCAUGUGGUCGAACGUUACGAGGGAAGGCAUUUUACAAUGUACAUGGGAAGGUGUAUUGUGAAGAAGAUUAUUUAUAUUCGGGUUUUCAACAGACAGCGGAGAAGUGUGUGAUCUGUGGACAUCUGAUAAUGGAUAUGAUUCUGCAGGCAAUGGGAAAGUCAUAUCAUCCUGGUUGUUUCCGAUGUUGUAUGUGUAAUGAAUGUCUCGACGGUGUACCAUUUACAGUCGACAUGGAAAACAAAGUUUACUGUGUCGCAGAUUUUCACAGGGUAUUUGCGCCGAAAUGUGCGGCAUGUGGCCAAGCCAUUACACCAGUUGAGGGAACAGAGGAAACCGUACGUGUUGUCUCAAUGGAGAAAAAUUUCCAUGUGGAUUGUUAUCAUUGUGAGGACUGCGGUAUUCAGUUGACGGAUGAGCCAGACAAACGGUGUUAUCCACUGGAUGAGCAUUUGUAUUGUCACAUGUGUCAUAUCAAACGUCUCCAUCUCGAGUACCCGGACGAGCAGUUUUAUAUUGACCCAUACACGUUCAAUAUACUGAACAAAACUUCAGGAAAUCAGAGGGAUAGCAUCGCUAUCAUGCCUGCCCCGGUCUCGGCUUAUCCAAACAACAGUAUGCUUCAAAUGACAGGCUGUCAAUCACAUGUCUCGGGAGGCGGUAUGGCCCCGCCUCUUCCAUCGUCAUUGAAUGAAGCUCCGCCCCCAGUUCCGCCUCACAGGAAAAUAAUGGCGAAUGGUUACGAUUCUUCUAGUCUGUAUGCAAAUAAACCCAUGCCCCAGGUACCCCCAGGAGCACAUAACGGAAUGAAGAAAACUAUAACAGACUUGUGAUAUGUUGUUAAGUGAAUCAGUCGUGUUAAUUUUGUUGCUUCAUUUUUUUUUAACGAAAGUCAUUGACACUUGUUUUUGUUUUUCAAAGUGCUUGUUUUUUGCGUUAUUUAUAGUAAUUCACUUGCAAUACCAUUCAUGACAUUUUUUGUUGAUUUUAUAUUUUGUGUUGAAGGGUAAAGUAUGACUGCCGAAAAUACAAUACAAGGGUUAUAAGGUGCAAUUAAAAUCAUUGAAAAAGUGCA
Messenger RNA from Mercenaria mercenaria, 2724 nucleotides. Its product is annotated as Wilms tumor protein 1-interacting protein homolog. The transcript has 8 exons. The coding region runs from base 269 to 2482 and encodes 737 amino acids. Gene Ontology annotation, biological process: positive regulation of miRNA-mediated gene silencing; negative regulation of hippo signaling; response to hypoxia. The record is from RefSeq and is a predicted model, not a curated record. Gene Ontology annotation, molecular function: transcription corepressor activity. Gene Ontology annotation, cellular component: P-body; transcription regulator complex; nucleus. Lineage: Eukaryota; Metazoa; Mollusca; Bivalvia; Venerida; Veneridae.